Molecule: messenger RNA, 1009 nt
Organism: Balaenoptera acutorostrata (minke whale)
Lineage: Eukaryota; Metazoa; Chordata; Mammalia; Artiodactyla; Balaenopteridae
Gene: DRAP1
Product: DR1 associated protein 1
Exons: 7
Coding region: 262-879 (205 amino acids)
Biological process (GO): negative regulation of transcription by RNA polymerase II; positive regulation of transcription by RNA polymerase II; transcription by RNA polymerase II
Cellular component (GO): nucleus; negative cofactor 2 complex
Molecular function (GO): transcription coactivator activity; transcription corepressor activity; protein heterodimerization activity
Source: RefSeq, a predicted model, not a curated record
UUCUGGCCUUGUGGGCGAGCGGGAGUGGCGGUAGAGUCCGGGACAGAAGCGCACCGCCUGGGAGGCUCUAUAGGCGAGGGCGCUCGGGCCCUGCGGGCGGUGUCCUGACCGGCGGCGCUAGGACCCUGUGGGCAGCGGCGGGGGCGGAGCGGGCGGCACCAGGACCCGGGGGAACCGCGGCGGGCGGGCGACGAGCAGGCCCGGGGGCCGGGAGGCUGCGGGCGGCGGCGCUGGGCCCGGCGCGGCGAGAGAGGCCCCGAGAUGCCGAGCAAGAAGAAGAAGUACAACGCGCGGUUCCCGCCGGCACGGAUCAAGAAGAUCAUGCAGACGGAUGAAGAGAUUGGGAAGGUGGCGGCGGCUGUGCCUGUCAUCAUCUCUCGGGCGCUCGAGCUUUUCCUGGAGUCACUGUUGAAGAAGGCCUGCCAAGUGACCCAGUCCCGAAACGCCAAGACCAUGACCACAUCCCACCUGAAGCAGUGCAUUGAGCUGGAGCAGCAGUUUGACUUCUUGAAGGACCUGGUGGCAUCUGUGCCUGACAUGCAGGGGGACGGCGAAGACAACCACAUGGAUGGGGACAAGGGUCCCCGCAGGGGCCGGAAGCCAGGCAGCAGCAACCGGAAGAAUGGUGGGAUGGGAAGCAAGGGCAAGGACAAGAAGCUGUCGGGCACGGACUCAGAGCAGGAGGAUGAGUCUGAGGAUACAGAUACUGACGGCGAAGAGGAGACACCACAGGCCCCACCCCAGGCCAGCCACCCCCCUGUCCACUUUCAGAGCCCCCCGACACCCUUCAUGCCCUUCACCUCGACUCUGCCUCUGCCCGCAGCACCCCCAGGCCCCUCGGCACCUGACGCAGAGGAUGAAGAGGAUUAUGACUCCUAGCGCCCUCUGCCCCCCAGGCCCCACCCCCUUUUAGUUGGUUUUAGUUGCUCUGGGGAGAAGAGAGAAGUUAGAGCUGUUCUUAAAUUUAUUAAUAAAACAAUAAUAAAAGGGAACACCAGUGUCUGUCCCA